GGCGGCUGUGCCUGCAACGGGGUCGGCGAGAGCAACGGCGUCGGCGGCGACGGUAGAAGCGGAAGCGAAGCGACACAAGAGCUGUCAGUCGUAGCAGCAGCAGAAGCAGCAGCAGCAGCAGCAGCAGACGGACGCGCUGGUUUUGGAGGGGGCGGCGAGGAUAGGGAUAGAGGUGGAGGUCAGGAGGAGGCGGCACGUCCUGUGCGAGAACCUACAGCAGAGCAAGGGCCGGUUUACCUCAACACCGCGACGAUGGAGACGGCGCGGGAGCCGCCCGCGGAACUGGUGGCCCUGGCGGACCAAGCGGAAAGCGCGGGGGAUUACCUGGUGUUCGUCCCUUCCCACAGGUUUGUGGCGGCGGCGGCAGGUGCGGUACCGGCUUCCGCCUCCUCCCGCAACAGCAACGUGGCGGCGGCUCCCGUUUUCUCCCACAGGAGCAGCAACAUGGACGUCGAUGGCAACGGCAGCAACCCGGCGGCGGCUUCCGCUCUCUCCCACAACAGCAACAUGGACACGGAUAGCAACGCGGCGGUGACGGUGGCGAGGAUGUCAGAGGCUGCCUCCGCGGUAGUAGCCGCGGCGGAGCGAGUCCUGCAGGCCGUAACGGCAGCCGGUGAAUCGUGCUCCCCCCCGUCCUCCACGACAGCAGUGAAUGCCGGCACCGGUAGCGGCGGUGCGGCGGCGGCGGCGGCGGCGGCGGCGGUGGGGUCCAACACCAGGCGCAACAGCCGAGGAGAGCAAGCGCAGGACACACAGCAAGGGUUACCGCUCGAGGCGUCGACGACCCCGUCAACGGUGGCCAAGGCUGUGCUCGGCGGGUCUAGCAACAGCAGCGAUCGCCGCGGGGGCGGCGGCGCCGGGGGGGGUACGUGGGAUCGAUUGUCUUCCCUGCCGACCAUCGACUUGUCUCAGGGAGUGGCAUCGGCGCCCGUGGACGUUGAGAACGGGGGGGGCGCGGGAGGGAACAAGGCGGUGACGGUAGCGACGACGUGGACGUGCGUCGCGUGCACCCUGACGAACAAGUCCCGCAGGACAACGUGCGAGGUGUGCGGAACCUCGAGGCCGAAGGCUUCUCAGCAGACUCGGGCGGCGGCGGCGGCGGCGGCGGCGGCAGUCACCGGCGCGUGGGAAGCGUGA
Messenger RNA from Ectocarpus siliculosus, 1137 nucleotides. The record is from the annotation of a GenBank genome assembly. NCBI's taxonomy places the organism in Eukaryota, Phaeophyceae, Ectocarpales, Ectocarpaceae.